AUAACUUUUGUUAUUUUAUGCAUAAAAUGAAAUAUUUGUUUUUAUGCAACACAAUGAUGGUGUUCUGCUGUUUAUUUGUUUGUUCACUCAUUUUACAGCUUCAAUGCAUCAGUAAGUCCAUUACCACCGCAGAGGCCCCCAUCAAAGAGAAAUAUGGACGUCAGAUCAUUUUAGGGACACAUAAGGAAGGCGGUGCCGUCACAUUUUGGUCUCACGCGAUCAGUCUGCCGUUGUCCAGUAAUGCCAUCCUCAGCUGGAAAUUCUGCCACAUGGUUCAUAAACUGCUUCGAGACGGCCACCCCAACACACUGCGGGACAGCAAAGGUCAAACCACAAGCAUCAGACAAAUGGGAAUAUUAUGGGGGAAUCUGCAUGAUAGAUAUGGACAUAUAGUUGCACUGUAUGCCAAACUGCUGUGCAUUAAGAUCGACUUCCAUUUAAAGCAUCUGGAAAUCCCACCAAACCUUGAAGCUCCAGAAGAAGUUUUAGAUAAAGCCAUCGCCAUUGAUAUCAAUACAGUAUUUGACACGACGGGUGAGGUUCUUGACUACAUGGAGGCCGGACUACAAUUGCAAGAGACGGUCUUUCGUCAGAUGGAGUCUAAUUCCACCAGCUCCACCACGACAGUGGGUCAAUGUCGUCUGGCACCGCUGGUUCCCGUCAUUCAGGACUGCGGUCCACUUUAUCACUUCCUGGUCAAACUCCUGUUUAAGCUACACAGCCGAAUACCAGUGGACGCUCUGCUGGGACACAGGGAACGAUUUCGGGAUCAGUUUAACAGUCUGACACAGUUUUUUGAGCGAGCGAGAGGCAUGGAAUUCUUCAAAUCUAUCAUUCAAAUCCCAGAUCUUCCCAGUGAGCCUCCGAAUUUCCUUCGAGCGGCCGCUUAUUCAGAUCACGUGAAGCCGGUGGUGGUUCAGAAUCAGAGAACGACUUAUGAUGAUGAUACUGAAACCCAACUGGAUUUUAAUUUAGGACCGUCGUACCAAAUGCAGUACGGUUACAACCAGUAUGAACCUACAAGUGAUAUAUCAGAGCUAAGGGAGACCGACACGCUCAGAAAGGAGCUUGAAGUGGUGAAACCGGAACUUGAGUUGAUGAAAGUGGAGGCCCAGCGUGCCGUGGUCCACCUCAAGACACAGGUGAAUAAACUGGAGGCCGAACUAGAAGACCAGCGCACGCACAAGCAGAUGGCCCUGGUGGAGAACGAGCGUCUGCGCAUGGAGAUGGACGCCCUCAGGACACAGACCGCAGUCGCAGCCAGCAUUCAGGCCACGGUCGAUGAUGCGGGCAACAGAGCUCAGACCGCUCAAAUGAAUUUCACCAGACUGAAGGAGAAACAUGCUGAGCUGGUCAGCAGACACGCUGACCUUAUGCGGAAGAACGCAGAGACGCUGAAGCAGCUGAGCACCACUCAGAAGACUCAAGAAGAGCUCAUGACCGCCCGACAGCAGAUGGCAGCCGAGAUCGAACAGCUGAAACAAGAAAGCGGCACUAAGAGUCAGCUGGAGGCACAGAAAGCAGAGAUUGAACGUCUGAAACUUCAGUUACAGACCGAAAGAGCUGAAAUGUCCCAGGUCCAUAAUGCUUUGCAGAGCAAGGAGAAGGCAGGAGAUCAGCUGAGCAGCGUGUUAGUAGGUCUGCAGGCUGAGAAAGAGGCUCUGAUGCGUAAAAUUAAAGAACAGGAGGCUGAAAUCGCUAACCUGCGUCAGGCCAUCCAGCUCCUCCAAACCUCCAUGGAGCAGGAGAGAGAGAAACAUCAAAGAGAGAUAACAGCGCUGCAAAACCAACUACAGGAAAAGGUAUGCCGAGAACAAGAGCAGCAGAUGGAGAUGGAGAAGCUGAGACGAGAGCUCGAGGAGACGCGAGUGGAGAUGUUGCGAGCUCAGAGUAAAGGGAUUACAGGAGAUCAGCUGAGUAGCGUGUUGGUGGGUCUGCAGGCGGAGAAAGAUGUUCUUCUGCGUUCGGUGAAGGAACAAGAAGCUGAAAUCACAACCCUACGUCAGGCCGCACAGCUCCACCAGGCCACACUUCUUCAGGAGAGAGAGAGAGGUCAAAGAGAGAUGGCGACGCUACACAGCCAAAUGCAGGCAAAGUUGAGUCAGGACUCAGGAGUUUUACAGCAGAGGUUGCAGGACGAGCAGUUCAGCAUGUUGCAGUGCGCUGUGGUGGAAGCAGAGGGAAUCGUAUUGGACGCCGUGGCCAAAGUGGACGAUCCGCUGCACGUGCGCUGCAUCAGCACGCCAGAUUAUUUGAUCAAUCGGGCUGAAUUGACAUUGGCGUCUAUUGAUAAGAUGAAGCAGAGUCAUGCGGGAUAUUUGAGGAACAUGGAUGAUGCCAGUGCUAUGUUAAGGUCGGUCACUCAGUUCUCUCACCUCAUCGCUGACACUAUUGUCAAUGGAGCGGGCGCUGCCCAUUCGGCACCGACGGACCAAGCAGACCGUUUGACAGAUAACUGCAGGGAUUGUGCAACCCACUGCCUCCAGUUCCUUAAGGAACUCAAGUUGAAGGCCACUCUUCCUAGAGCAGAUCCCACUGCUGUCCGACACGUGGUCCAGCGCAUCCUCAACCAAGGCCAGGACCUCCGGCCCAGAGGUGCAGAUGUACGGAAGGAAGAGCUCGCAGAUAUGGUGGACAAGGAAAUGGCGGCCACUUCCUCUGCUAUCGAAGAGGCUGUGCUGAGGAUGGAUGAAAUACUGAGCCAAGCAAGAAAAGACAGUUCUGGACUAAAACUGGAAGUAAAUCAAAGCAUCCUUGGCUCCUGUUCAGAUCUAAUGAAGGCUAUACACAUGUUGGUGACAGCCGCCACUGACCUACAGAAAGACAUUGUGGAAAGUGGAAGGGGCGCCGGCUCCGACAAAGAUUUCUAUGCUAAAAACUCCCGCUGGACGGAGGGACUCAUCUCCGCCUCAAAGGCUGUUGGAUGGGGCGCUACACAGAUGCUUGACUCGGCUGAUAAAGUUGUGACAGGUGGAGGAAAAUAUGAAGAACUGAUCGUCUGCUCUCAUGAAAUCGCAGCCAGUACGGCACAGCUCGUCGCCGCCUCAAAGGUAAAGGCAGAUCGAGGAAACAAGAAGCUUAAUACUUUACAACAGGCCUCCCGGCACGUGAACGACAUGGCCGCUGUGGUAGUGACGUCUACUAAGGCGGGACAAAUGCAGAUUGAAGAAAAGGACUCCAUGGACUUUUCAGGGAUAUCUCUUAUAAAGCUCAAAACCGAGGAAAUGGAGUCUCAGGUGAAAGUGUUACAGUUGGAGAACGAGCUGGCAAAUGAGCGAAUCCGGUUGGGAGAACUCCGGAAGAAGCACUAUGAAAUUGAAGGAAUUCCAAUGGAUUCAGGGAAUGCAGUGAAUGAUUUUGACAGUUCACUUCCUACAGUCUUUCCUGACCCGCCCACAAUGGAACUGCCCAGUUUGGAAGCUUACGGACCAGAUCCGACCAACUCGGAUGCACUAAGACUGAACCCACAUGGGUUAGAACCAGCAAGACUUGAUCCAGCGGGACCGGAGCCUCUCAAGAACCCCGGAUCUAAACGGACGUUCUUUCACAAAUCAGGCAACAUUCUUAAGAAUCCUUUUAGGUGAACGCUGAGCCCUGGAUGUAUGAAGAAGAAGAUAAUAUACACUACUAAAAAUAAAGAUACUGAAAUAAUGCUAUAUAAGAAAAAUUUUUGAUUCCCCAAAGAACCUUUCAGUCAAAGUUU
Misgurnus anguillicaudatus (oriental weatherfish) is the source of this 3703-nucleotide messenger RNA. NCBI's taxonomy places the organism in Eukaryota, Metazoa, Chordata, Actinopteri, Cypriniformes, Cobitidae. The record is from RefSeq and is a predicted model, not a curated record.